AUGGCUACAGUGGCGGCGAGCGGAGUGCAGCAAGAGAAUGGCUUCAGCACCGCGAACAGCUCCAGCAGAAUGAACGGCAUUGCUCUCGGUCAGAGCUCCAUUCCCAUGAAGGACCACGACGCCAUCAAGCUGUUCGUGGGUCAGAUCCCACGGAACCUGGAAGAGAAAGACCUCAAGCCGCUCUUUGAGGAAUUCGGCAAGAUCUACGAACUCACCGUGCUCAAAGACAGAUUCACGGGAAUGCAUAAAGGAUGUGCCUUUCUAACUUACUGUGCCAGGGAGUCUGCGCUGAAGGCCCAGAGCGCUCUCCAUGAGCAGAAGACUCUGCCUGGGAUGAAUCGGCCCAUCCAGGUGAAGCCAGCAGACAGCGAAGGACGGGGAGAAGACCGGAAACUCUUUGUGGGAAUGUUGGGGAAGCAGCAGAGCGAGGAGGAUGUGCGCAGGCUUUUCGAGACGUUUGGCCAGAUUGAAGAGUGCACCGUGCUCCGGGGGCCUGAUGGGGCCAGUAAGGGCUGUGCCUUUGUCAAGUUUUCCAGCCAUGCAGAAGCGCAGGCAGCCAUCAACAGCCUGCACGGUGGCCAGACCAUGCCGGGUGCGUCCUCCAGCCUGGUAGUGAAGUUUGCCGACACGGAUAAAGAACGGACCCUACGCAGGAUGCACCAGAUGGCAGGCCAACUUGGCAUCUUCAGCCCCAUGACUAUCCAGUUCGGGGCCUACGGAGCCUACACCCACGCUCAGAUGAUGCAGCAGCAGGCGGCGCUCAUGGCUGCCACACAGGGCUCCUAUCUCAACCCCAUGGCGGCCAUUGCAGCCGCUCAGAUGCAGCAAAUGGCAGCUUUCAACGUCAACGGCCUGGUGGCUGCCCCAAUGACGCCCUCUUCAGGCACCAGCACACCUCCAGGCAUUAGUGCCACAGCAGUGCCCAGCAUCGCCGCUCCGAUCGGGGUGAAUGGCUUCAGCGCACUGCCUCCUCAAAGCAAUGGACAGCCAGCCUCUGAAACCAUAUACACCAAUGGAAUUCACCCCUAUCCAGCACAGAGUCCAACAGUGACUGACCCUCUCCAGCAAGCAUAUGCCGGCGUGCAACACUAUGCAGCAGCCUAUCCUGCCGCCUAUGCGCCAAUCAGCCAAGCGUUUCCCCAGCAACCGGCCAUCAUCCCCCAGCAACAGCGUGAAGGGCCUGAAGGCUGUAACCUGUUUAUCUACCACCUGCCGCAGGAGUUUGGGGAUGCCGAGCUCAUGCAGAUGUUUCUGCCCUUUGGCAACGUCAUCUCUGCCAAAGUCUUCGUGGACCGGGCCACCAAUCAGAGCAAGUGUUUUGGCUUCGUGAGCUUUGAUAAUCCAUCCAGCGCUCAGGCUGCCAUUCAGGCAAUGAAUGGUUUUCAGAUUGGCAUGAAGAGGCUUAAGGUCCAGCUGAAGCGGCCAAAAGAUGCCAACCGCCCUUACUGAUUGCACCAACAUCCACAUCCAGGCAUGGCCAAACGUAGCUCGAGAUGGCCACGCUGUUGCCUAGCUACAUGUCCACGGUCAGGGGGAAACUGAUGAAGGAUGACAACACCUUAUUUUCACAAGUGCAG
Molecule: messenger RNA, 1577 nt
Organism: Clarias gariepinus (North African catfish)
Lineage: Eukaryota; Metazoa; Chordata; Actinopteri; Siluriformes; Clariidae
Gene: celf6
Product: CUGBP Elav-like family member 6
Exons: 14
Coding region: 1-1449 (482 amino acids)
Biological process (GO): mRNA splice site recognition; regulation of alternative mRNA splicing, via spliceosome
Cellular component (GO): nucleus; cytoplasm; ribonucleoprotein complex
Molecular function (GO): mRNA binding
Source: RefSeq, a predicted model, not a curated record